Molecule: messenger RNA, 1143 nt
Organism: Verticillium nonalfalfae
Lineage: Eukaryota; Fungi; Ascomycota; Sordariomycetes; Glomerellales; Plectosphaerellaceae
Exons: 1
Coding region: 1-1143 (380 amino acids)
Source: RefSeq, a predicted model, not a curated record
AUGGCACGCCAUCAAAGGUAUCCGGCAAGAGAAGUCGAUGCCGGCUAUCCCCCUUACGACGAGCCACCGCGACGCGUUGCCGACCCCUAUGAUCCUUAUCCGCCGCCACGUUACGCCGAGAGGCAACGCCGACAAGAACCCAGUUAUCACGAUGAUAGGUUCUCUCGAGACUAUCCUUCUGGCUCAACGCAACGCAACUCCAGAGAUGUUCCUUUGGAACGCCACCAACACGAUGUACGGCCUGUCCGCGGCGCCUCCGAGAUGAGGCCUAGUCGCGGUGGCUUCAACAACUCUCCCGAGCCCGCCCCAAAGUCCAGGCGCGGCCGUAGCGAAGCACCACGAUCCUCACACGCGCCAAGAUCAGAGUCUCCUGAGGCAUAUCGGCACCGAGCCACCCACAGCCGCCCAGCAUAUGAUCGAGACGAUGACGCAUACAGGAGGAAUACCAGAGCCAGAGCAGGGUCUCUGGAUCAAGGGUACGGCCCAGCCGCCAGCCGCGAACGUCAGAAAUACCCCCCACGCGCCGCUGACACCCGCCACUCUCGUUAUCCGGCCUAUGGCCCCAGCCAUCCCGAUGAUGCUGGCGAGGAUGACUUUCGCCGCCCAACAAGAGCGCGCACUCAGCCCAUCCCUCCUCCACCACAGCAUCACGAACGCCGCGCGGAGCCCGACUCGCACUAUCCGACCCGUGGUCGUGCUCGCAACAUGUCUCGUGGGCCCGACCAUGAUCCUUACCAUGAGGCUCCCUCUCAUGCCCCGCCUCGUUCCCGCUCUGUUCCAAGCAAGCCCACAAGCCCCGAGCCCGUAGCAGGCGGCCGCUCCAAAGCGAGAAAGGCCGCCGGCUACGCCGCCAUAGGCGCCGCCACCCGCAUGGCCAUCCAGGCCGGCGCUCAGGCUGCCUACAAGCUUCGUGACGACCCCUCCCCGUGGAUGGGCGAGAAGGGCGUUCGCGUCGCCACUGCUGCCCUUGGCGCCGGCCUCGUCGACGGCUUCGUCGGCUCCAAGCGCUCCCCGGUCAAAAAGGGCGGCAUGCGCCACCAGGCCAUGAAACAGGCGGCCGAGGCGGGCAUCAGGAACUUUGUCGUCCAGCCUGCCACGACGCAUGCGCAGCAGCACGUGCACGACGCAAGGAAGAAACGAUAG